GAAAACACGUCAACGAGCCAGUGAACGUUGAGCGGAUCGGACCAAACGUCCCAAACAAGGAAAUGGUGGGGGGAAAAAUAACAACCGUCCGAUUAUUUAAUUAAUGCGUUUCAUAAUUAAUAUCACGCUGAAGUGUCAAUUAAGGGAAUAUUUAUGGGUUAAACAAACAUGGAUUACGACUUCAAAACGAAGCUGGCGGCCGAAAGGGAGAGAGUGGAGGAUCUGUUCGAAUAUGAAGGGUGCAAAGUGGGUCGUGGGACCUACGGGCAUGUUUAUAAAGCCAAGCGCAAGGAUGGGAAGGACGAGAAGGAGUACGCUCUCAAACAGAUCGAAGGCACCGGCAUCUCCAUGUCUGCUUGCAGAGAGAUCGCGUUGCUGAGGGAGCUGAAGCACCCAAAUGUCAUCACACUACAGAAAGUGUUUUUGUCACACAGCGAUAGGAAAGUGUGGCUGCUUUUUGACUAUGCAGAGCAUGAUUUGUGGCACAUCAUAAAGUUCCACCGGGCCUCAAAGGCCAAUAAGAAGCCGAUGCAGCUGCCGAGAGGAAUGGUGAAGUCUCUGCUCUACCAGAUCCUGGACGGCAUCCACUACCUCCACGCCAACUGGGUCCUACACCGAGACCUGAAACCUGCCAAUAUCCUGGUGAUGGGGGAGGGUCCUGAACGGGGGAGGGUCAAAAUCGCGGACAUGGGCUUUGCCCGUCUCUUCAAUUCUCCUCUGAAGCCGUUGGCUGAUCUGGAUCCGGUUGUGGUCACCUUCUGGUACCGAGCACCUGAACUGCUUCUGGGAGCUCGACACUACACCAAAGCAAUCGAUAUCUGGGCGAUCGGCUGCAUCUUCGCGGAGCUGCUCACAUCCGAGCCGAUAUUUCACUGCCGUCAGGAGGACAUCAAGACCAGCAACCCGUUCCACCACGACCAGCUGGACCGCAUCUUCAGCGUCAUGGGCUUCCCUGCAGAUAAAGACUGGGAGGACAUCCGGAAGAUGCCAGAGUACCCGACCCUGCAGAAAGACUUCAGAAGAACAACCUACGCCAACAGCAGCCUCAUCAAAUACAUGGAGAAGCAUAAAGUAAAACCGGACAGCAAAGUCUUUUUGUUGCUCCAAAAACUUCUCACCAUGGACCCCACCAAACGGAUCACAUCCGAACAGGCACUGCAGGACCCCUAUUUCCUGGAAGACCCUUUACCUACAUCAGAUGUAUUCGCAGGAUGCCAAAUCCCGUACCCCAAACGCGAGUUCCUCAACGAGGACGAACCCGAGGAGAAGACGGAGAAGAACCAGACACAACAGCACCAGCAGACACAGGCGCAGACACAAACACAGGCGCAGCAGGCUCCGUCUCAGCAGAGCUCGGCUCAGACCAACGGUACGUCUGGGGGGGCCACGGGGCCUUCCAUGCAGCACACAGGACAGGAGCAGGGGCCCCCUAACAAGAAGAGCCGCACUACUGGGGCCAACGUGCUCCAGACUGACUACCAGCACUCCAGCUCGCGCCUUGGUUACCAAAGCAACGUCCAAGGCACCACCCAGUCUCAAAGCACUAUGGGAUAUUCAUCCACGUCUCAGCAAAGCUCUCAGUACUCUCACCAGUCUCACCGCUACUGAGGUGCGGAAACCUUUGUCGGCUCAACACGCUAACACGUAACCGCAAACGCAGGUCCCAUCGCCAUUCCUUAUUAACUUGUUCUAAUCCUCACCUUCUUUACAGUUCUGCGCUUUUAGAUUGAGAUUUGUAUGCUAUUCUUACUAUUGUUGCCAGUACCAGCAGAUAAGAUGUCAUUUCUGGAGCAGCACCUUCAAUUCUCAACUACACAUCCCAGGAGCCUUGGAGCUAAGAUGAACCCUGUGAUGAGAAACAACACCAGCGUCCUAACCCUUGGUUAAAACCAGUACUCCAAAAUGUAGUUCACAUAUUUACGUUCAUUUAUCUGGCCUUUAUCCAAAGCGAUUUACCACUGACGCAGGAUGCAAUCCAAGCAUUUAGCUGAGUAGGUGAGGGUGAAGGACCUUUCUCAAGGGCCUGACUGUGGCACUCUGGCAGUCCUGGGAUCUACACUGACAAUCGCAUGAAUGUUACUUCGGAACAGCCACAAUACCAGUUCAAUAAACCCUACAAUGUCGGGGACCCAGAUCCAUAUCUCAGAGUUUAUACAAAAUUUUAGUGUCCAUGCUGAAAAGUUAUUUAUAUCUACCAGUCCUAACAAAACCCAUAGUGUUGUUAUGGGUCCAGUGUUGUGAAUCCAUAUGGACCCAACUGUCAAUCAAUGAAGUUUUUAUGCAAAUCAAGUCCCUAAAAUCCAUUAAACCUUACUGUGUCCAUUUAGCGCCAGUCAUCUGAACCAUGAUAAUUCCUUUAGAAACCUUCAAGUCUCUUUGGUCCCCACCCUGGUUUAAGCUCCCAGGCCUCUCUAUCCAUCCAUAACCAAUCCUCAGAAUUCUUCCAUCAAGGAAAUUUUCAUCAAGUCCCCAAGCCCGUGGGGUUCUAUCAGGAAUCAGUCCCCAAGCCCCUGGGGUUCUACCAAGUAUCAGUCCCCAAGCUCUUUGGGGUCUUUGGGUUUUGAUCAUGAAUCAGUGCCCAACCCUCUUCCAGUCUUCAGAAUCCUUAAUGCCAUAUGAGUCUACCCCUGGCUUCCAUCCAGAUCCAGUCCCAGAUCCCUUAGUUUUCUUCAAGAACCCGUCAACAAAACCUUCAGUGUCCUUAAAAUAUCAUUGGAAACUCUCAAAAUACUUGGAUCCAGUGUUGCCGAAUGUCCAAGCGCCUGCAGUAUUCACUAAACACCAAUUCGAAACCCCACGGUCGAAUUUGGAAUUUUUUAACCUUUAUUUUUUUAUUUAGAACCUUUAGUUUCAGUCUACCAGCAGUCCUCAAGCCCUUCAGUAUCUCUACUGUACCAGUCCUAAGAACUGUUACUGUUUCUGAUUCUCAGAACCUUCUGUAUCCAUAUCUAGGUAUUCUGCAAAACCUUCAUAGUAGAGAAUAAGUCAACUGAACCUGCAGUUUCCAAUCCACCGACCUACAAAUCCUGCCUCGGUUCCAAUCCUUAACCUUUAGUUGUCUGCCUGUAACCAGCCCUCUGGGACAGUGUGAAGGCCUAAAAAGUUUCCAUACAGAAUCCUCCAGAAUCUAGACUCAAAAGUAGUCUCAUUCUGCUCUGGUCCCAUGCCCAGUUACACAACUGCAAUAUGGAGACUAAUAUAAACCAAAUAUCCUUUCCUUACUCUUAUCUGUCUGUCUAUCUGUCAUUUUGCAACACUUCCUAGGUAUUGUUUCUUUCCUGUCCACCCUGUGCAUAUAUAACACCACAUGCACAUAAGACACCGAUGAACAAAGAACUUUGCAGAUAGAAGACUGGCGACUGGUCCUUAUCGGAGCCAUGAUUCGUCUUCAUGCAUGUGCAGAGCGCCUUUAUGACUUUUCAACUACAGACCUGAAGGCUUUGACCUUCUUGUUUUUGUCCUUUUGUAAAUAUUGAUUUGUGAUAUCUGAACACCGCAGAGGAAACCCUUUACUUUUACGAGUCCUUUGUUGAUACCGAUUUCAUUCACGAGGACGAACGACAAAUUUCAACGACGGCUUGGUUUUUCCGGAAACUGAAGCAAAACGAAAGGAUAAAAUUUCUUUUUAUUUUUCGACGAAUACAUUAGAGUCUUUUUUGGCCAUGAUAUAUAAUCAAGUGUAUCAACCCUGCGUGUAAGAGAAACUGUGCGUACGUACGAAUGUUUAUGUUUUUUGUUACAAUGUCUGAGGCAGCUCCAGUGACUGUUACCUCCUGUUUGAUAUUUUAUAAUUUUGACUUUUUAUUGUUUUUAUCAUUGGUUUUGAAGUUUGCUUGGAUUUGUUUGUUCCUCAACACUUUGGUUGUAGACACGCAUUUGAGGCAGCGCUGUAAAUACAAAACAAAAAAACCCAAACAAAAAAAAACUCUCCAGGUCCUUCACGCUGGAGGAAACGGGAGCUAAUUUUUUCCCUUUAAUGCUAUUCUAGGCUCUCUUUCCUCAGUCCGCCAAAUCCUGACCUCAGCUAGGGUAAGACUAAGCAUGGUCUCGAGUCGAGAAGUAACAGGCCAAACCUGAUAAGUGCACUGAAAAUGUUGGAAACACUGACAUCUACUGGGACUUGAGAGAACUGCAUGGUUCUCCAGAGCUGUCAACGCUGUGGCACUUCUGCACUCUGUACUAAUGGACAUCAGGGACAGCUGUGAAGUAGGCUCUGGUCCAUGUAGCUGACCUGAGACCUGCUAAAGACUGAACAAUAAGCAUUUGAUGAGCAAAAGGCACUGAUCUCUUAUCAGGAUGUACUGACCUGAGAGGACAUGCUCAUUUCACCUAACAUUAGUUUACAGCCUUGAUAUUUAAAAGAGAACUUCACCCAAAUAUGCUAACAAUGCUAGCUUAAAGCACUUAAAGCCCAAAAAAAGAAAAAAAUUCUAACCUUUAUAUGUUUAAAAUAUUGAACCACCCAUAAACACAGCUUUAGAUAAAAAAAAAGGUUCUUCAGUGGUUGUAUAAAAUACAUUGGAACCCUUUCUGUUUCGUUGUGGGUUCCGACAGUGGGACAACUGAAGAACCCAUGAGGGUCAAAAAACCUCUAAUACCCCUUUUCCACCUUAAAGAACCAGGUGCUGGUUCAAAGUUGGUUCCACUGGAGAACCUUCUGACGUCACUGUAUACGUGAAACGUUACACAGCAACGUUAGCGCAGCAGCGACAAACACAAACACAACAUCAACAAUGGCGGAUGUUGCUUUAGUGUUAAUGUUAAUGCUCAUGGCUUUGUGAACCUACAUUAACACCCAAACUCGGCGAAUCCAACGUGUACAUGCAGCUCCAUGUAUUCUGUAUAAACGGAGGUUGUUAUCGAGAAAGUACAUAGUGUUAUUUUAUCAUUAACACAGAAAAAAGUUAGCCUUAGCAUGUAGCUACCUACUAUCAUGUGUGCUGAUAAUUGAUCAUAUUGCAGUAAAGUAAAUGUGUAUUAAACAUUAGUAUACUGUACUUAAGGUACAUUAUCAAAGGCGCUAAUAGUAGCCCCGCCCACAGCCCCAACACAAGCGGUCACUUUUCCUGGUUCAGAGCCGAUGCUUUGGCUGUCGAAAAAGAAAGAACUGGCUCUAAAUUAGGCUCCGAACCAGCACUCAAACUGCCUCGAUGGAAAAGGGGCAAUAGAACAAGCUUAGAAAAACAGGUUCUAAUUGGAUCUUUUGGAUUCAUAUUUAAUGGUUCCCAAAAGAAGCCUCUUAGAAAAAAAAAAGGUUCCUCAGGUGGUCUUCUGUUAAGUCUUAUUCGCUGUCUAAAAGGGAUCAGUUUCCAUUGCUGAUCAGAACACUGUCUUCUAAUGUUCUUUGUAGAACCUUUGUUGUUCCAACAGAAAAACGUGCUAAAGAUCUCUAAAUUGUUUGAGAUGAAAGAACAGUGUGUAGAACAGGCAUCAUGAUAUCAUCGAAUGAAUGAUCUGGACCAAUCAGAGACAAGCAGGUGUGUCAGCGAGUUCUGUGCGGAAACUCGCUCACACUACAACACGAGAACCCAAACUACCUUGGUUAAUAUUUAUUUUUCAUGUGACACACAAAGACAGUUUGACUAUUACGUGUUAGCAUAUUUUGAGUGAAACAUUUCCUUAACACUGAACUAGCUCCAGAAUGGCUGUAAUGUUACUUUCCUGUCAAAAGCAAUUAUGUUAAGCACAUAACAACCCAGUGCUGAGUAACUUCGCGUAAAAUCUAGACAUCGGACGUUCAACCAACUCUCAGAACUUGUUUUGGCCCCGCCCCCUCAACUCUCUGGAGAGUGACAGAGUUUCGUGUUUUAUAGCUUUAGCACAACACAAACAAUUUACCGUUAAAAAAAAAAAAAAAAAGCUGUAUCUGAAUCUGAUUAUAAAAUGUAAUGCGAUGAUUAUUUAUGGCAUAGGAUUACUUUUGACAGGAAAAUAACUUCAAAUAUCACAUCCUAGAUGCUUGAGGUGGCUUCCGCAUUUCUUUUCUCUAAAAGUUGACCAGUCCAGCCCAACCCCCGACUUUCUUCUCUACAGCGCAUGGUUUCUUCUCUUCCUCCUGAGACGCUCUACGGUCCCGUCACGAGUAGAUCGUCAGUUUAGCGUCUCCUUCUGUAAAAUUAAAGCGAGGUGAUCAGUGUAGUGUCGUAGUGUCGUCCUGUCGCCAUCUUUUCUCCUUGUGGGACACUAAACUUUUACGCUUUUCCUAUGCAAACGAAACGCAAACGAAACAAAUACAAAUAAACCCUACCUGAAAAGCUUCCGCUUGUGCCGGAGCCUCAAAUUCAUACCACAGCAGCCAACAUCACCGUAUUUCUUACUAUCAAACCUUUUUUUUUUCUUAAACUAAACGGGAUUUGUUUAUACCUGAAAAUUCUGACAUGAAGUCAUUGAGGUUUUUUUUUAAACUGUAUGCUGUAUUGUUAUAACCUAUUAAGAUCGAUUGUAAAAAAAAAAAAAAUGGCAUGUGUAUUAAUUCUACACAAGCCUAUUUAUUAUCGUUACACGUGUACAUACGUAUACAUAUAUUCUAUAUAAAAUAUAUCAAUGUUUAGAUACGUCUCAGGCCUGAAGCUGAGGACAGAUGAGUCUGCUUUACUAGACCAGAUCAACCUUUUCAGGUCCUUUGUACAGGUCUUUAUUUUCCUUCUCUGAUGUAGUUUGAAGGUAUAUUUCCGCUCGCCAUAAGCCUUUAUAUAUUACGGAAUUGUACAUAGGCACUGACUAUAGUAGGCUUGGUGAUUAUUUAUGCACUGAACUCUCCUCAUUUCGCAGAAGGCACCAGUCCUCGUAGCGUCGGGGUUUUUACGAAGUUGAAGGAGCUGCGUGGGGUUUGUAGUUUUAAAGGGACUCUGUGCCUGUCAAGCUUAAAAGUGUUCACUAAUAAGUUUGCGAUUAUUUCUUUCAGCUUAAACAUUUCACCAUAUUGACAGUGCCUUUUUUUUUUAAA
Tachysurus vachellii is the source of this 6946-nucleotide messenger RNA. It is a transcript of the gene cdk19, whose product is annotated as cyclin dependent kinase 19. Gene Ontology annotation, biological process: protein phosphorylation. The transcript is spliced from 13 exons. The coding region runs from base 169 to 1608 and encodes 479 amino acids. The record is from RefSeq and is a predicted model, not a curated record. Gene Ontology annotation, molecular function: RNA polymerase II CTD heptapeptide repeat kinase activity; cyclin-dependent protein serine/threonine kinase activity; ATP binding. Gene Ontology annotation, cellular component: nucleus; mediator complex; cytosol. NCBI's taxonomy places the organism in Eukaryota, Metazoa, Chordata, Actinopteri, Siluriformes, Bagridae.